UCAGUUCAUUAAACCGUUCGCUGGAACUAAUUCCAAACUACUCAAUAGAACUUGUAAAGCGCUGCAUAAAUGUGAAAAAUACAAAUAUAGUUUAAAAAUAAGUAUUAUAGUAGUGUGUUAAUCACACAAAGCCAUGUCAAAGUCAAGUGCAGGUGUGUAUAAGAGUGCAAGCACUCAGGCAAAUACUAAAACACAAGCAAAUGCAGCUCGCUGGGUUAAGUUUUUCAAUGCCGGAGGAAUUCCAUCUCCGGCUGCAGCCAGCUAUGCGCACAUCUUCGUUGAGAAUCGCAUCCAGGACGACAUGCUGUUGGACCUGAACAAAGAGUAUCUACGCGAGAUGGGCAUCACUCCGAUGGGCGACAUAAUAGCCAUACUGCGUCACGCCAAGCAAGUAAGCGACCAAAAUGCCCUCGACAAGGUCCUCGUUCCGGAGACGCCGCUGCCCAAACCGAAGGCAAAAACUAUCAUUUCUGUGGCACCACCUGCAAUGGCGUCAUCACCCGUUAUCAAAGCCUCGCCACCCACAAAGCCAGCACGUCGCGUGCUUCCCGAGCAUGAGGGAAAAUACAAAGUGACUCUCCCCUCGGGCACCACAGAGCGGAGCAAGCAAAUUCUUGCCAAGCGAGAGCAAUUGUACUCAGAUCGUGUGAGCAGCACCAAGAAAACGGACGUUUUCAAGCGAUUGCACAAGAACAAGUGCGAUGAUGAUGCCCAGGAGGGCAUCGUUUCCAGCAGCGGCGAGAGCAAUGUGCGGGUGCAAAUCACUGGCGUCCACAAGACGCCCAGCGUCAUGGUAGCGGCCAGCUCGAGCAGUAAUUCUGUCUUUGCCCGUCUGGGCGGCAAACAUCCGAUGGAUGCACCCGAUCACUCAACUGGUCUGGCAAUUAAAUCUAUUUUGAAAAACACUCAAGGCAAUAGAGGUGGCCGCAUUGUGGGUGGUGUCAAACACAACACGCCCAUAGUCAAGGCCAAACACACAGCAACAGCAGCGUCAGCUGCAGGCGGGUCGCGUCUGCCCCAGCAGAAGGUGCUGCUAGUGCACAAGGUGCCAUUGAAACGUGGCGACGACAGUGACGACGAGAGCAUGGACGAUGACGACUAUAAGGAGACGGACAGUGACAUAGACAGCGAGGCCAGCGAUGGUGAGCUUGUGGAUGUGGAUAUGGCUGGGCCCGCUGAGAAAAUUGUCAAGUUCGCCUCGACGGCAGAGGUGCGAGAAAUAGCUCCACAUACGCCGUACAAGGCGCGUGGCAAUAGUAACUUUGCGCGCAACAUCAAGUCCCGUCUGGGCCUGGUUUCUAAGCUGCACACCACACGCAAAACAUACAAUCUCAAAGCCUCUCCACCAAAGAAGCCAGCCGCGCGUCUGAGUCCCGUCAAGGGCAAAGCAAUUCGCAUGCGCAGCGAUGAGCUGCUCACACGCCAGGAUUCCAUGUCGGUGCACAAGCGUCUGGGCGUCACAGCCGCAGCAACAGCAGCCUCAACAGCCAGUGUAAAGCCGCCGCCUAAGCGCACCCAGAAGCACGAUCAGAAUCCGCAGCAUUUUGGUCCACGCCGGCACUCGAGCAUGAAUGCUGGGAAUCGGUCACGGGUUCAGCCGAACUCCGUUUUCGAUCGCCUUGGAUUCAACAAUUCAAUGUAGAUUUUAAGAAGCUAACCCUAACAAUUGUUUAAGAGUUCGAUUUAGUUCAGUUUACAAGUAAAUGUUUGCAAUCAUUCAAAAUAAUGAGCACUAAAUGUUGUAGCCUUUGUCCGAAAAAAAAAACAAAUUUAAAAUUAUGUUGAUAAAAAAAACAUAUAUAUUGAUGUAUUGUGAUAUCCGUCAGAUGUAUCUUAUGCUUUUUAAU
This is a messenger RNA of Drosophila grimshawi, 1847 nucleotides long. RefSeq lists its product as uncharacterized. Bases 134 to 1642 code for a protein of 502 amino acids. The transcript has 3 exons. NCBI's taxonomy places the organism in Eukaryota, Metazoa, Arthropoda, Insecta, Diptera, Drosophilidae. Gene Ontology annotation, molecular function: protein binding. Gene Ontology annotation, cellular component: nucleus. The record is from RefSeq and is a predicted model, not a curated record.